UGUACCAGGAGCGGGCUAGUUAGCGAGCAACCGUCUAUGAAACCGCAUAAUAGAACCUGUCCGUCCCACACAGGCACCGGCAGGUAAGUGGAAGAGGACGAAGCCUAAGUGAAAGUGUUGCCAGCCGACGAAGGCCCGCGCGAUGCCCAGCUGAGGCGGCGCCACACUUCAAAUCGAGCCAGCUUCCGAACGCUGCCAAAAGCCGAGACCAAAAGCGAAAGGGGUGUUAUUUGGCGGCGGACGCGUCCACCUCCGGCCGAAACGCGCUCGUACGGUCCGCGGUUCGCGUGAAAUCGGUGCUUAAAGGUGCAUGUGCGGCGGUGAUGUAAGUAUUGGCACAUUAUUCACGUGUUGCACGCCAGGGAUCGGAUGAAGGAGGGCUUCGAAGGAUAAGGGCGCCGCGACGGACACACGUUGGUCCACCUGGAUGUGUCCCGCUCGACCAUUUGAUGCAACCGCUCGGUGCCGUCAUGGAUUCGCGCAUCGGCCUGGACUUCAUCGUCGAGAACCCCGAGUACAUCAGGAAGCUGGCGGCGGCCCUCGACACCAGCAACAUCACCGUGAAGAAGCAGGUCUUCGAGCUGCUGUCCGCGCUGUGCGUGCACAACGAAGAGGGUCACGCUCGCGCCCUUGACACUUUGGAGCAUUACAAGAAACUAAAAGGUGAGAGAUAUAGACUGAACGUGAUAGUCCAAGAACUGGAUCAAGCAACAGCGGUAGAUUACCAAACAGCCCUUGUAGCCUUCAUCAAUUGUCUGAUCAUUUCCACGCCCAGACUGACGGACCGGAUUAGACGACGAAACGAAUUCAUAGGAUGUCAUCUGCUUCCGGUGCUCAACAACCUAAGAAAAUGCGCCGAGGCCGAGCCCGAGCUCGCCGUCCAACUCGACGUCUUCGACGAGCAGCGCGAAAGCGAUGACGCCCAGAGCCUCCAAGGCCCCCACGGCGUCGACCUCAACUCCCCGCUUGACGUCUUCUACGCCAUCCUCAAGCAAGUCGCCGAGACGCCGCAAGAAAUCCCCUUCCUUAGCAUCCUCCAGCACCUCCUCCGCAUCGACCCCAAAGACGCCAUCAGCGACAUCAUCUGGGACACCGCCGAGCGGCUGGUGCAUCGAGCCACCCUAUUGGAGAACCGCGAGGACGCCGCCCGCCUUCUGCGCGCCCCCAGCGCCCAAUCGAAGUUCUUCUGCCACUGCCACUUGCGCUCGGAAUCCAGCCCCACGCGGAGACAGUCGCUGAACACGCCCCAGAGCCCCACCCCGCUCCCGCCUUCACCGCUAGGACAACCUCUGCCUCCGCCCCCUCCGCCUCCGCCUAACAUUCCAGCCCCGCCUUCGAUCCCUCCGCCGGUCCCGGCUCCGCCCCUCAUGCAACAAAAGGCGGCGGCGCCCAAACCCCCGCCCGAAAGCGAUACUGUGAUAGCGAAAUUGCCGCAGCAGGAGAUCCCGGCGCCGAAGAUCAAAAUGAAAACGUUCAAUUGGAACAAAAUCCCGAACAAUAAGGUGGUGGGGAAGAAUAAUAUUUGGACGCAGGUGGCCUACACGCACCAGCACUCGCCGAUGGCCGACAUGGAUUGGCUCGAAAUGGAGGGGCUGUUCUGUCAGCAAGGCCCGCCCACGCAAGCCACGCCCGGAAAAGUACGGGAAGUGGGCGCAACAGAUUCACUCGAUAGAAGAAUGAGAAAAGAAAACUGCGAGAUCACGCUCCUGGAUGGCAAAAGAAGCUUAAACGUUAACAUUUUCCUAAAACAAUUUAGAAGUUCAAACGAAGACAUAAUCCAGUUGAUUAAAGACGGAGAACACGACGAUAUAGGUGCCGAGAAGCUCAAAGGUCUCUUGAAGAUUUUACCAGAAGUGGACGAACUAGACAUGUUAAAGUCGUUCAAUGGGGACUUUAAUAAACUCGGAAACGCGGAAAAAUUCCUGAUCCAACUGACCAACCUACCAAAUUACAAACUAAGGAUAGAAAGUAUGCUUUUGAAGGAGGAAUUCGCCUGCAACAUGAGUUAUCUCGAACCCAGUAUUAAAUCAAUGAUCAUGGCAGCUCAAGACCUGAUGACUAACAAACCUCUAAAGGAAGUUCUCUACAUGAUCCUUGUAGCAGGAAACUUUCUAAACGCGGGUGGUUACGCUGGUAAUGCGGCAGGUGUCAAACUGACCUCCUUACAAAAAUUGACCGACAUCAGGGCCAACAAACCAAACAUGAACCUAAUCCACUUCGUAGCCCUCCAAGCGGAGAAGAAAAACUCGAAACUGUUGACCUUCACCGAAAACAUAAGUGUCCUAGAAGACGCUGCCAAAACCACCGUCGAACAGCUCCAAAACGAAAUCAACGUCCUCGACGUCCGGAUAAAGAAAAUCAAGAAACAAAUCGAUCUACCGAGCACGGAAGCCGAAAUCAAACACCAAAUGACCGAGUUCUUACAAAUGGCCGAAAUGGAAGUGUCUAAGUUGCAACGAAACAUGGAAGAACUGGAAACGGUUCGGACCCAACUCAGUGACUUUUUCUGCGAAGACACCACGUCGUUCAAACUCGAAGAAUGUUUCCGGAUUUUCCACGGCUUCUACUGCAAAUUCAAGCAAGCGGUGACUGAAAACGAGCGUCGAAGGAUCCAGGAGGAGCAAGCUAAUGCGAGACGGCGCCAACGCGAAGAGCUUUUGGCCACUAAACGGAAGCAGAUGGAAAGUUUAGGGGGCACGACCGACUCCGAAGUACCCUUCAUCGAUUUGCAAAUCUACGACAACCGAUACAAUUUUCCAAUGAAAAAGGGAUGGAAAACUACGAAUGGGACGUCGGAGGAUGAGCUUUCGUCGGUGACGGGCUCCCCGUCAUUGUCACGACGCCGCCUGGGUUCGUUCAACGGGAACGGAGACUCUGCCACCGGUCGGGAGGAAAGAUCGCCCGAUAUCACCCCAAACGGGAGUCUGCGGAGGCGGCGAAGCCGCGUUUUGUCCGAAGAAGAUGAAGGAAACUUGAUGGACUUUCUUCGGGCUUCGGGUCAAGAUAAUAAUCGGGAACGGAGGUCUUGGGGUAGUUUGGAUAGGUCGUGGUCGCGCAAAGCCCGCGGGGGUAGUCAAAGAAAACGACCCGCUUUAUUAGGGGCUGAUUUUACCUCGGACCGCGAGCGACCAUCAUCACCUUCCCCCUUAAGCGAGUCCAAACCCAUCCUAUCCGAAGAAGAAACCAAACCCAAGGAGCUGCGCCAGAAAAUCGAGUCCUGGCUACAAGCCAGUGAAAGCGACCAGAACGACGAAAACAGGAGACAAACUAGACGCAUUACCAACCGAAGAUCGCUGGAGAUGGACUCCGAGAGCGAACGAAGCAGCACUUUGGACACCCUUCCGGAAGGAAAACAGGUGUACAGUGGAAGCCAAUCCAGCUACCGGAAGGUGUACCCGGCCUGGGAGCCGUCCAAGACUAUCGACAGCACGGAUGUGGUGAGUGCUAUGGAAGCCGUCGAAGAGGCGCAGCCACAAAUCAAAGACAAAUCGGCAUGGAGGAAAUCCACUUUGAACGUACCGAAUAGUACUGAAGAAACUAAAGACGACUCAAGACAACGACAUCUAAUCCAACCCGAAGAAAACGACAGGAAGAACUUGAUUAGCUCUCUCGGGGAGCGCUCCCCAACCGACAAACUCACUCUAUACAUAAUCAAACCCACCGAAACCCCGAAGACUAGUCUCGGUUACGUCCCCCGAAGACUCCGAGAUUCACCUGAAGACCCAACUAUUAGUAACAAAGUCGAGAUUGAUCAAGACAAUAUUGAGACCCCGCCGGCGACCCGCAAGAUCUUCAUUCCCACUCCCGUCGACAAACGCGAACCCACUCAACCCAGUCCUUGUCGACGCUUGAUGGGUCGUCCCCGUGACUCCCUACCAAGUCCCGACGAGCCCGAACCCAAUCUAGUCCUGGGUGAUGGUCAGUUCGACCGGUUUUCGGCGGCCCGGCGGACCCGCCGGUACAAACGCAGCACUGACAACAACGACUUGUCGUCGCCCCCAGAACCCGCCCCCGAAGCCGUCAAGUCGCCCGAAAAAGACGAAGACAAAGAAACUCGUCUGAAAGCGUGGCAAGACAAGCUUAAAGACACGGAGGUGAGACAUCGGAGGCACCGCCACCAAACCGGAGUCAACCAAGACGACGUCAAAAUGGCUUUACAGCUCAAAAACGAUAUCAACGAAUCCACGAAAAUCGAUAUCCCGAGUCGGAAGAACAAGGAACAUGAUAAUGAUGAAGGGUUCGAGGAGAGUCAGAGUUUGAUGUCGGAGUCGCCGAGUCAGGGGGCGUCUUCCGGAGGCAACUACGAGCCGGACGACCCCGCCCAUAUUGUAAUCGCCGACUUUAGUAAGUCUAAGCCAAUGAGAGCGUCGUCUCUCGAGAGCAAAAGCACGGUGGACUCCACGACGAGCAGCGACGCGCCUGCGAGUAAAAUCGUGCGGAAAGCCCCGCCCAAAUAUGGGCGUGUUCUAGAGAGGGGCACCCCCACGAGGCGGACCGUGCAGGAACCGGCCAAGAAAAGCGUGAUUCCGCGCAGGUCGGAGAGUCUCAGAAAGACUGACUCACAGUCUAACGUGCAGAGGUCCGGUUCGAGGAACAGUAUAGUGAGUUCGAGGAGCUCUCUGAAUAGUUCUGCGUCGACGAGCACCGUGAAGCGGGUUCCCGUGAAGAGUAAUAGUGCGACUAAAGCACCUAUUAGCAAUAAGACUGUGAAACGCAGUCCUUCGACGGGGGGUAGUACCGGAACGAAGCCGCCCAGGCCUCAAGCCAUGUCUUUUAUGAAACCUACGACCUCCAGCUCGACCAAAAUACAUUCCACGAAUCCGGUGUCGAAGCCUGGUACUUAUUUCAGGUCAAAGUAGGCGUUACUCAAGGACUUUCGUUCACUAGUCAAAAGUGCAUUAUUUAACAUAGGUGAAUACUGGUUCAGUCGGACUUGACCGCAACUUAAUUAAUAAAAAACAAAUAUGCAAAAAUCACUUUUCUCAUCAUUAUCUACAAAAGUUUACAGUCUCAUUUUUCACACAGUAUUAUGACAAAUCACAAAAAUAAAAGACUAACAUACUCACUUAAUUAGGUACCAAUUCGCAGCAUCUGAACUUAGCGACAGUUUAUAUUUUUUAUAAUUAUACUUAAUGUCGAACUAAUAACUAAUAAUGUCAUAUUGAUUUGUUACCAAAUAUUUACUUUUAGGUAAUACACCUUUUAUUAAAAUUGUUGCAUCAUUUGUCGAUAUAAAAUUUUUCCCCAAACCACUCACGAUGGUCAUUUAAGUAACUAAAACACAAACACUACACACUGAAUCUUGGAAUCUUGACACUUACUCUAUGAAUAAAUCCAAGUGCUGCAAUAA
Molecule: messenger RNA, 5350 nt
Organism: Zophobas morio
Lineage: Eukaryota; Metazoa; Arthropoda; Insecta; Coleoptera; Tenebrionidae
Product: inverted formin-2
Exons: 15
Coding region: 450-4859 (1469 amino acids)
Biological process (GO): cellular component organization
Molecular function (GO): actin binding
Source: RefSeq, a predicted model, not a curated record